Messenger RNA from Gongylonema pulchrum, 1440 nucleotides. Lineage: Eukaryota; Metazoa; Nematoda; Chromadorea; Rhabditida; Gongylonematidae. The record is from the annotation of a GenBank genome assembly.
AUGGCUGGUACACUACGUCACACUCCUCUCUUAUUUUAUUUCAUUUUCACCAAUUUUCCUCCAACAACAACUCACAAUGAUACAAUUCCGGUGCAAGAAGAAAGUAAUUUUCGCUCUCAGGCGUUACUGGCUUCUCAUGAUUUCACGAAUCUGCAUGAUACUUUGCCCGGCGAAAUGAGUUUUGGACUGUUGAACGCUGCUGCUGAUACAAUCCAGCAGCACAACGAGCAAAAACAUGAGCUGAAUUCAGAAGAGUUAUUGAAUCCGGAAUUUUCACCUCACGAAGUAGAUUUCGUGAUACCAGAAGAGAUGAUGGAGGCGAUGUGCCAACAAGGAUGGAAUAUCGAUAAGGCGCAUAUUGUCCGUUUUCCAAUUAUUCAGGCAGCACAGAUACCGAACGCCGAAAAUGUUAAUCCUGAAACUUCUGACAACGUGGAAGAUUUCCUGGCAUGGAAUGCUUGUUUACUUUUAAACCAAAUCGAAAACGAAUUACCUGAAAUUGAGCCCCAAAAUAGUGGAGCUGAAAUUAUUUCCGGAGAAAUAAAUACUGAGCAAUUGCGUAGAAAUUCAUUUGACCUAUAUGGUACCCAAACUAUUAGAACACCAAGAUCGGGUGCUUUGUUCAAUAAAAUUGAUUUUGAGCCGCCGAACAUGGGAACUUACGUAAUGCAACAAAAUAUCAAGCAAAACGAUUUAAGCCCCGAUGCACUGAUGAUUUCUUCGAAGCCUAUGGAUGCGGAAUUUUUUCCUCUGGAUUUCUAUACAGAAUUGCCGAUAAAUACAUUGCGUGAACAAGAACGAGACAUCGAGAACGCGCGUGCUAUUCACUUUCCAAUUGCUCAGACAGCGGAAAUUUCGAAUCCUGAACAUUUCAACCUUGCAACUAUUGAUAGCAGGGAAAAUUUUUUGCCUUGGGAGGGCAAUUCACUUGUGACUCAGCCCGAAAACCAUCCACCUGGAAUGAUGCCUCACAAAAACGAUUCAGAUAUUAUUGUCAGGUUGAUUACUGGUAAGCCACUGCAUACGAAUUCAGUCGCUCCAUGUGACGCACAAACGGCUACAACUUUGGCAUUGGGCACCAUCAAACAAUCUAAACCCCACCAAGAUUCAGCGCAAAAAUCUUCAAUAGCCGCAUACCAAUGCAGCGAUGUCAGCUGCAACGUGCGCACGCAAUCAUUCCAAGAAUUCAAAGUGCACCUCAGAAGCCACAAUCGGGAACGUGAAAAUCGCUGUUACUGGCUUAACUGUAGCCAAAAUUUUUCAACCCAACAAGCCCUCGACUUGCAUUAUUCCGAUCAUUUAAUGGUGGACAGUUCUGAAUUUGCCAGAUUCAACUGCCCAGAAUGCAGUCAGUUCUUCUGGUCGAAACGCCUACUCCAAUUGCACCGCAAAAUGACUCACCCUGGAAGUAAAAAUUCCCUUAAUUUUAACGGAUUUUAG